Molecule: messenger RNA, 696 nt
Organism: Soboliphyme baturini
Lineage: Eukaryota; Metazoa; Nematoda; Enoplea; Dioctophymatida; Soboliphymatidae
Source: the annotation of a GenBank genome assembly
AUGUACGUCAUGAAGGCAGAAUUCUCAAAGGACGAAGAAGUGCCUUUCAACCCAGAUUCGGGCAAGCUCCACGAGGUGCACCGUGGCCCGUUUUCGUACAGUGACCAGGAGAGCGAGUCACCGUUCUUUUAUCCGCCGCCGAAAUCUGGUGAGGUGCCACAUCAUAUGAAGCCGGACGCUAUUAGUCUCCAGCUGCAUUUACAAAAUGAGCGACGACGGCUGAUCGGCAUGACGCCUGAGGAACGGGAAUGGCGAAAAAAGUACAUCCUGGACCAGAAGCUGCACCCGGAUGAGCCGUUCUAUGUAGAAGAAGUUCGCAUGCCGCUGAAUCCGAUUCGACGCUUUUACCGAUAUCCGUGGGACGCAUUUGAACAAAAGUUCUUAAUUCCGAAACUAGGUCUUUACUGGGGCCAUUUUCUACGCGUGUUCGUACCGAAAUUUAUGCUUGCAGUCUUUGGCGUGGGCUUCUACUAUUACACGUUGAAAUACAACCAUAAGACGUGGAUAAACCGAAAGCGACAUCUCUUUACACCUGCCAACAGACCACUGCUGAGAAGAGACGAAAUCGAAGCGGCUUAUCCGGGUUACAUCGAGAAGGGUAUUUAUAAUCCGCAAACGCCGAAAGAUUUUUACGAUUUGGGCUUUUCUCGACGCACAUCUCAUCUGGACGUUGGGAACACCGAGCGUCCUUGGUAG